AUGAGUUUCCAAACAAAUUCAACAGAAAUCGAGAGCGAAAUCGAAGAGGUAGGCAUCUUUGCCAGAAGGGGACAGGUGAUGAGAUCUCCGCCGCUGAGCCAACCACCAGCACCAAAAUCCACAAGCGAUAAAUACAUCGGAGAGCAGCCAAACCUGCAACACGAGAAAACUAAGCUGGGUGAGGCCAAAAGGGCAUCUGAUGAACUCUACGAGUACAUUAACAUUAAGCCUCGCAGUAACGUUCACGCCGUCAUAAGGACCUUGACGAUUAAAAUCAAAUCGGCGCUUGCAGCAGCCGAACGCGAGCAACAAUUCUGGAGAGCAAAAGCUGAAAAGGCGGAGAACGCACUGAAAGAGAAUGUGCAGAGUAAGCCGAUAGAAGCGAUCUCGACACCAAUGAGUGACAGUACCCCGUUAACCGCGAAAAGGAAAAGACUAACUCCUGAAGAGAAAAGGGCAGCAAAGAAACAAAAAGAUGGUAGCGAAGUGGCUAAUGGUGAAAGCAAACAGAACAACGAAGAGAUAAAUGAGUGGAAAAAGAUCGAAAGAAAGAAAAAAGAAGAGAAGAAGAAAGAAAAAUUAAAGCCUAGGCUGGAGAGGCCAAAGCCGGACGCUCUGAUUGUGGCUACAGCGGGCGCUGCAACAUAUGCUGAGAUUUUGCGAAAAGUUAAAGAGGAUCCGUCCCUGAAAAAUCUCGGAGAAAACGUGGCCAAAGUAAGGCGAACUCAAAAUGGACAAUUGCUGUUCGAAUUGAAGAAGGACCCAACGAUUAGAAGCUCAACUUAUAAAGAGCUUGUCGAGAAAUCUUUGGGCGAAACAGCGAAAGUGAGAGCUCUGUCCCAAGAAACAGUUGUAGAAUGUAGAAACCUGGAUGAGAUCACUACAGAUACCGAAUUGAGAGUAGCCCUGAAUGAACAGUUUGAGCUGGGAGAAGUCGCCAUAUCAAUCAGGCUGAGGAAAGCAUUUGGAAAUACUCAAAUAGCAACCUUAAGACUGCCAAGAACCGCAGCUAGCAAGCUAUUGGAGGUUGGUAAGAUGAAAGUCGGAUGGACGGUGUGUUCCCUGAGAGCUAUCCAGCAAGUAUCUAGGUGUUUCAAGUGCAUGGACUUUGGCCACCAAGCAAAGUACUGUAAAGGACCUGACAGAUCGGAGCUCUGUAUAAGAUGCGGCGACAAGGAGCAUUUGGCAAAGAAUUGUACUAAGCCCCCAAGGUGCAUGCUCUGCACGACGGAGGAAGAAAAAGACCACGCCACAGGGGGAUCGAGAUGCCCGGUCUAUAAAAGGGCGAUGGCAGCAAUAACCAAAUGGAGGUAA
Molecule: messenger RNA, 1314 nt
Organism: Toxorhynchites rutilus septentrionalis
Lineage: Eukaryota; Metazoa; Arthropoda; Insecta; Diptera; Culicidae
Exons: 1
Coding region: 1-1314 (437 amino acids)
Molecular function (GO): zinc ion binding; nucleic acid binding
Source: RefSeq, a predicted model, not a curated record